GUAGUAGGAAGUGGGUGGCAGGAGCAGGGGAUGUAGCGACGCCUGCGUGGAAACUAUAGCUCCUAGUAUUUCUCCACAAAUGCGGCGUUAAUCUGAGAUCGUCGUAGUCGGACGCGCCGCGUGGAUCAACCGGAAGGAAAAUCUGCGUCUGGACGGAGGGAAACGAGGAGCGAUCAGCUGGACGCGCGCGCCUCCUCAUGAUGUUCCCUCUGAUCCAGCCUUUUCCACGCUGGGAUGCCCUGAGGAGCCCGUGGACAUUCGAUGAGUGAAGGGUGUGGAGGACUUGAAGUUGCUUGAAGAUGGUCUCAUUCGGUGCCGUUGCCCAACAAACUGUUUGGGAAUUUCGUGCGCCCUCGUUCGUUGCGAUUCGGCUGUAUUUGCUUCGAUCCAAACUGUGAUUGGGUCUGGACUCUUCCUGGGGGUUUCUGUAGGUUUCAGGUGGGGUUUGGUUCCUGCAGCUGUUCAGUUCUUUUCCCCGCUGAGCAGCGCUCAGUGAUCCCUGUCCGCCAGCAUGGGGAGUCUGUCUGCUGGGGUUCACCCCAGGAGCCCCCUCUUCUUCCAUGCUUCGCUGGAACCUGAGGCUUGAUUUUUAGCAGCGCAGCAACAGAGAACACCACCACCCCCCCCCCCCCCCCGGCCAAACAAAACAAAACAAAAAAAUGGUUUAUUUAUAUUAUUUUUCACUGUCGCCUCUGAAGCCACCACCAACCUCUCAAGUCUCCUCAAAAAUGUCCAUCUUAUUCUCUAAACACAAUGGCAACGGCAAACCACGCACACCGGUUCCCUAAAAAACACGCGAGAGUUGGCCUUUCACCUGCCGACAGGUGUGAACCCACGCAUGCGCCAUGGAGGAUUCAGGGAUCAUCCGCAGGCGGAGGCUGCAGAAGGAUCUACCUCUGCCCCGGAAAAGUAGCAGUGGCUGCAGAACCAGUAACAGAAAGAGCCUCAUCCUGACCAGUACAUCGCCCACAUUGCCAAGGCCACACUCUCCUCUGCCUGGACACAUAGGAAACAGUCCUCUGGACAGUCCACGCAACUUCUCCCCAAGUGGACCGGCUCACUUCUCCUUUGCUUCUUCUCGCAGGGCGGAUGGUCGUCGAUGGUCUUUGGCUUCUCUGCCUUCCUCGGGUUAUGGCACCAAUACUCCCAGUUCAACAUCCUCCAGUUCAUCUCAGGAGCGUCUGCAUCAGCUGCCCUCCCAACCCACAAUGGAUGAGCUGCACUUCCUGUCCAAGCACUUUGGCAGCACAGAGAGCAUCACAGAUGAUGACGGAGGGCACCGCUCACCGCAUGUUCGCCCUCGCUCUCGAAGCCUCAGCCCGGGGCGCUCUCCAUCCUGCUAUGACAAUGAAAUCGUCAUGAUGAACCAUGUCUACAAGGAGCGUUUCCCCAAGGCCAAAGCUCAAAUGGAGGAGAGGCUGGCAGAAUUCAUCCAGAACUACUCCCCAGAGAGUGUUCUGCCGCUGGCCGACGGGUUACUCAGCUUCAUCCACCACCAGAUAGCUGAGAUGUCCAGAGACUGCCUGGCCAAAUCGCAAGAGGGCCUUAUCACCAGUGUUUACUUCUGCGAGCUACAGGAAAACCUGGAGAGGCUGCUGCAUGAUGCACAUGAGCGCUCAGAGAGUUCGGAACUCACCUUCAUCAUUGAGAUCGUCAAAAAGCUCUUCAUCAUCACAUCUCGUCCUGCCAGGCUGCUGGAGUGUUUGGAGUUUAACCCAGAGGAGUUUUAUCACUUGCUGGAAGCAGCCGAGGAUCACGCCAAAGAAGGGCAACUCAUGAAAGCAGACAUCCCUCGAUAUAUUAUAAGCCAGCUGGGCCUGACCAGAGACCCACUGGAGGAAAUCGUGAGCCUUGACAGCUAUGACAGUGAGGGCCCACAGACUCCAGAGACAGAUGACUCAGCAGAGGGGAAAGGAAGAUCCAUCAAACCGCCUACGGAAGAAGACUUUCAGACCAUCAAGCUGAUCAGCAAUGGAGCUUAUGGCGCUGUCUACCUAGUGCGCCACAGAGAGACGCGGCAGCGUUUUGCAAUGAAGAAAAUCAACAAGCAGAACCUUAUCUUGCGGAAUCAGAUCCAGCAGGCUUUUGUAGAGAGGGACAUCCUCACUUUUGCAGAAAACCCCUUCGUCGUCUCCAUGUUCUGCUCCUUUGAAACCCGCCGACAUCUCUGCAUGGUCAUGGAGUAUGUGGAAGGUGGUGACUGUGCCACUUUGUUGAAAAACAUCGGGGCUCUCCCUGUGGAGCUGGCAAGGAUGUAUUUUGCUGAAACCGUUUUAGCUCUGGAAUACCUGCACAACUACGGUAUCGUUCACAGAGACCUCAAACCCGAUAACCUCCUGAUCACCUCCAUGGGACAUAUUAAGCUCACAGACUUUGGUUUGUCAAAGAUGGGUUUAAUGAGCCUUACCACCAACCUCUAUGAAGGACACAUAGAGAAAGAUGCCAGAGAGUUUCUGGACAAACAGGUCUGCGGCACGCCAGAAUACAUCGCCCCGGAAGUGAUUCUUCGGCAAGGCUAUGGUAAGCCUGUGGACUGGUGGGCCAUGGGUAUCAUCCUGUACGAGUUCCUAGUGGGUUUGGUGCCUUUCUUUGGAGACACACCUGAGGAGCUGUUUGGACAGGUUAUCACAGAUGACAUAGUUUGGCCGGAAGGAGAUGAAGUUUUACCCGCCGAUGCCCAGGCCCUCAUCUCUGCCCUUUUGCAGACCAACCCUCUUUUAAGGCUAGGCACAGGUGGAGCGUUUGAGGUGAAGCAGCAUCCGUUCUUCAGUGAUCUGGACUGGAACAGCCUGCUGAGGCAGAAAGCGGAGUUCAUCCCUCAUCUGGAGUCGGAGGAAGACACCAGUUACUUUGACACUCGCUCGGAUCGUUAUCAGCACAUCAACACGUAUGAUGAGGAUGACACCAACGAUGAUGAACCGGUGGAGAUCAGACAGUUCUCCUCCUGUUCUCCUCGCUUCAGCAAGGUCUACAGCAGCAUGGAGCAUCUUUCACAGCUGGAGCAAAAAGCCACAACCUCUGUGUCGCGUCGGGAGCACAAGGGAGCAAGAGAGGACAAGAUGACCAAGAGAGAAAGCCUGGGCAGCUUUGGCAUGAGGGACAAAAGCUGGAGGACCGGAUCUCCUGAGAUGAAGCGGCUGUCCUGUUCAGAGUCUCUCCACAUGGAUGGAGAUGCGAGCCCUCCUCUUGGUGCCAGGCGCCGUUUCUCAGCUUUAAUGGAUACCCACCGCUUUGCCUCACCUCUGGAAGGUGACCCAGACGUUCACUCCCGCCAGAACGCCAUGAGAAUCAGAGGGACUUCACUGGACGGGACCACGGUUCCAUCCCCUAGCGUGCUGGAACAGCGAGCCACUCCAAAGGAGAUCAAUGGAGCAGGUCUUGCAGCUGCUAGCCGUGACGUGAUGACUCCUCUUUAUGACUCUCUGGGUGCCCGAGCCGCCAACGACCUGGUCCUCCGCCGAGCACGCCACCAACACUUAUCCGGUGAUGGAGAGAAACGCAACCCCAGAUCCGGAAAUAAAGUCAUCAAGUCUGCCUCUGCCACCACUCUAUCUGUGAUCAUCCCAUCAGUGGAGCAGCAUGGGGGCUUCUCCCCACUGGCCAGCCCCAUGUCUCCCCACUCUUUCACCUCGAACCCUUCAUCACGGGACUCUUCGCCCAGCAGAGACUUCUUCCCAGCAGUCAGUGUGCUGCGUUCCCCCAUAACAAUCCAUCGCUCGGGAAAGAAAUACGGCUUUACGCUCAGGGCCAUCCGGGUUUACAUUGGAGACAGUGAUGUCUACAGUGUGCACCAUAUUGUUUGGCAUGUAGAGGAUGGAGGCCCCGCCCAGGAGGCUGGCCUGUGUGCAGGUGACCUCAUCACUCAUGUCAAUGGAGAACCUGUUCAUGGUUUGGUUCACACUGAAGUUGUAGAGCUCAUUCUUAAGAGCGGUAACAAGGUGACGGUGACAACCACUCCUUUUGAGAACACCUCCAUUAAAGUGGGCCCUGCUCGCAAGGCAAGCUACAAGUGUAAAAUGGCUCGACGAAACAAAAGGGCAACAGGAAAGGAGGGACAGGAUAGUAAGAAACGCAGCUCCUUGUUCCGGAAGAUCACAAAGCAGUCCAACCUUCUCCACACCAGCCGCAGUCUGUCCUCUUUGAACCGCUCUCUGUCCUCCAGUGAAAGUCUUCCUGGUUCUCCCACUCACAGCCUGUCUGCUCGGUCCCCAACUCAGGGUUACCGCUCCAACCCUGAGCCCCCAUACCUGGGCGCUUCCUCCCAGAGCAGCUCUCCAGCUUCCAGCACUCCAAACUCCCCCUCUCCCUCUCAGCACAUGAGGCCCAGCUCGCUGCACGGCCUCUCCCCAAAACUUCAUCGCCAGUAUCGCUCUGCCCGAUGCAAAUCUGCUGGCAACAUCCCUCUGUCCCCCCUGGCCCACACACCGUCCCCAACUCAAUCCUCCCCGCCACCGUUGCCUGGUCACACCAUAGGGAGCUCCAACACCACACAGUCCUUCCCCGUCAAGCUCCACUCUUCCCCGCCUGUGGUUCGUCCAAGGCCGAAGAGCGCAGAGCCGCCCCGCUCUCCUCUUCUCAAACGGGUGCAGUCGGCAGAGAAGCUGGGCUCGCCGCUGACUCAGUCCAGUUCAACAGGGGGUCUCGGAGGUCUGCUGAGGAAACACAGCCUGGAGGUGCAGCACUCCGAGUACCGCAAGGAUGCCUUCCUCUGUGAGCUUGGGCUCCAAAGCCUGCUGGAGACAGAGGGAGAAAAUUUACCUCCCAAUCCUCCCCCCUCGACCUCAUCCUUUAAUGCCCCAGAGACGGGUGUGCUGAAACCUGUUAGGAGACUCGGUCGGCAGGAGUCUCCACUCAGCAGGGAGACGCUGCUGGCUGGAAGAGACAGGGAGGAGAGGGAAAGAGGGAGGGAGCGGGAGAAAGAAAGGGACACCAGGGCUGUUAAAACUCUAGCCGAAGGAGGAGAAUUUCAAUCGUCUCUGGCAAGAAGGUCUCUUGGAAGUGAGAGGAAUUUUAACCCUCAAAGUUCCAGAAUAAGUUCAGAAACCUCUAAAGCUACAACUCCAAGCAGCCCUGUCAAAACCACGGGAGGUUUAGGUGGACAGAACGGCCCCGAGAAGGUUUCUCUGAGUAAGGCUGACAUUCCUCAGCAAGAAUCAAAGCCAGCCAGAAGUUUAUCUAACAGUAAAAGUCCCCAAGAGGAGCUGUUGGCGGACAAACCUGGACCAAAACAGGAUGGAGACAGCAAAAGUCGGUCUGGUUUAGCGGCUGCUGCCUUGAGCAAGAGCUCUCCUGCUCCAGAUAAGUCUACGGGCAUCAGCUCAACAGGAACAGGAACUCAUCUGAGUAUGAACAAAACUUUUAAAGCGCCAGGUGCCGGGGACAGCAGUGACACAAGAACUUCCGACCUAGGGAGCAAAAGCCCCAAACUCUCCGCUCAGGUCCUAGCUCCCGUCGUUCCCUCACACGGGCAGCCGCUCCUGCUGAGCAAAGUGAGACAGGGGUUGGGCUCGGUCAACUGCUACAGGGGGACGCUGGACUGGGAGGACAAAUGUCGCUUGGAAGUGGUGGAGGAACAUUCUCCUUCUCCCUCCCCAUCUCCUACAUCAGUCACACCAUCCCUCUGUGGACCUUCCCUCUGCAAGUCGCGGCCCGUUUCCCCGGGCGACAAGACGAGCUUCGUCAGCCAGCUGACCACGGUGGCCAAAAACGUGCUGGGGCCAAUCAAGCUAGGCUCUCAGGAGGGGGCCAAGAGCAAAGAGCAGCAGACUAAGUCAUCAGAGGAGAAGCAGGGAGGUGUCGCGGGAAAACCUGACACUCUGGCUGGAGCUCGAGGAGCUGCUGGCACUGCAGCGGCGACCCAGAAUUCUGCAGGGUCACCGCUCGAAAAAACUGCAGCAAGUAGCAGCAGCCUGCUGAAAAUGUGACCCCUUCUGUGUUUCUAAACAGACGUUGGUGUGAAAAAAAAAGCCUUUUUGGAAAAAAGCAAGCACUUAAAGCAGUGUACAUUCCAGUUUCAGAGUAUAUAAAGUGGUAUAUAUUAAUUCAAAAUCAGUUUAAUGAAUAUAACUUGAAAAGGGUGCAAAGUAAAUGUUGUAAGGCUGACUUGCAGGUUUUCUAUUACGAGUAACUUAUUGAAAGGACUCUUAAUGUUUAACACUUUAUCAGAUGUAUUUGUGAGGGUCAGCGUGAACGCAUGUAACGGCUGUAGGACAGGUGAAAAAGUGCUUUACUGAUCAAAACAUGCUGAAAACUGUGAAUACCAAAUCUCUCACUCCAUCUCCAAAUCAGGCCUUUCUCUUUUUUACAGCUUGUCAAUGUCAAGUUAUCAUAUUUACAUCGAGGAUUACAUGCAGCAGCAGUGUGACAUUUGCAGGAGUUUAUUCCACAGUUUACGGUUUCCGGGGGAAAUGGUCAGACAUUGCCAAAGCUGGCUCUCUGUCUGUGGAUUUGGCAAAAAAACAAACAAAAAAAGGAUUGUGUGCAAAUGUGUGUUUUUAUCUAGAUUGUGUCUAUUUCAGAGGAUUCUUGAAGGCUGCAUCCCUCAGUGGAGGUGAAGCGCUUAUCUCCCAUUUGCAGGAAGGCCGCCACGAACACCCCCCCCCCCCGCCCCCCCUCGCUGCCUCAGGAGGCAGCAGUGUCAGCGGCUGAUUUCCAUGCAUUUUAAUCCCAACUCCUGCUAUAAUCCAUGUGUUAGGGGACAAGUUUGUUUGAGGGCGUGUUUAGGAGGGUGUUAGCAGUGCCUUUUUUUUUUUGAGGGACCAGUAUGACCAGGAAAUGGGUCAUACCUAAAAAGAAAAUGCAGUUAAAAAUCCUCUGCACUGCAUUAGAAACAGUAGAACUUGUUUCAAGCACAAAUGAAGUGGAGUGUUGGUUUAAGCAGGAAGACACUCAUGGAAGUAGCAUACAUCAUUUAUUUAUCGAAGGGCUUUGAAAGAGGUAGAGCUUAUAGUAAUAAAGUGUAACAAUUACAUGGUUAUUGUUAAAAAAAAGAGUUAUCCAUUAAAUGGCAAUUAGGUUUAGCAACUUUAGCUAGUGGAAUUCUCAGCGUGGCAAUGGAUAAAGAUGAUUCAGUCAAUGACAGAUAUAUUUACCUGACAUUUUAUCUACCGUGUCUCAUCCUUACCAUGUAGUUUGUAACCAUCCACUGUACAUAAUGCAAAUCAUUUUAAGGGGCUCAGGUACAGACGGGCAUGUGGGUAUGAUUGGUACAGGAAAGGGUCAUUUUCUGCAUCCAAUGCGUUUCUUUUUUUUCGUCUUUUUUUUAGGGUCAAAAUUUUCAAUUUCACAAGUCUGAAAAAUAGGCAAAUUUACGCUAAAAUAAAACUGUAAAAACACUAAAAGAUUUACUGACAUGACUAAAUAUAUGUCAAUCAACUCAAAUGUCUGGUUUUCCAGUUCAGUUUGAGAGUUGUUGCUUUUUAAUUCAUUUUUAUAGGUUAAUUGGUCACUCUUAAUUGCCCUUAGGUGUGCAUGGGUGUGUGAUUGUGGCUCUGCGACAGACUGGCGAGCUUUCCAGGGUGUCCUCCGCCUUUGCCCACGAUUGGUUAGGCUCCAACUGCCCUGUGACCCUGGAAGGGAUAAAACGGGUUUAGAAGAUGGAUGAAUUCCCUAUUCAUUGUAGAUACUUUACUGAAUGUGAGUGCACAGAUUGUGCUUUAGAGCGGCAAGUGACACCACAGUCCAACACUGGAUUCUGUUGCAGUACCAGUUUGCAGUCACACAUUCUGAUGUGUCAGUCAUUUAAAGGCACCUCCCAGAAAGCAAACUUCAGACUAAAAAUUAUAUUGUUCCUAGAUUUUCCAAGUGAUCAUGCAAACAAAAUAAUCUGAUCCAGGUAAUUGAAGGUAUUGAACUGCUAUUUCUGUAGUGCUCGUUUAUCAUAUUUUUGUUUUACACAUUUUAAAAACAGAAAAUUGCAGUGACAUGGUGGCAAGAGGAGCUGUAUAAAAGUAAACAGUCAUUAAAUAUCCACUUCGAUCAUCAUUUGAUCUAUUGUAAAAGCAUUUCUAAUGGUCUUUUAAUUAUGAUUAUGGUGUUUUUAGCCUAAAUCAAAGCUACUUUUGAUUUCUAGGACAUAGUUUGUCAGGAGUUCAUUAGAAAUUUACCUCUAAAUUGUGGCCAGAACCAUUAGCACGGAGUAAGCUGUGGAGUCCAGGAAAAGCAAGGAAUACAUUUACUUCCCAUUAUCCUUUGUAUAAACAAAGAUGUACAUGGAUCUAGUCAUUUAGUGGAUGCUCCUGAUUGAUAGCAAUUUGAAUAAAGAAAAUACUGAGAAAUUCCAUUUUAAGCCUAAAUUUCUAAAUUUACGUGUCCUCCAUUUGCAGAAAAAUACCACAAGAACAUGUUUAAAACACCAAAAUCACAAUUUUCAUCAGAGUGAGUUUUUAAUGUACACACAAAAGACAAUAAUAUGUUGCCUAUUUUGUAGAAACCUCAAAUUUAACCUUCUGUUAGCUCAAGACAGAUUGUUAUAUAAAACAAGUGGAAGUUGGAGUCUUAGGUUCUUACAUGCAUGUGAUAACAUGUAGUGAAUGAACCCAAAAAGGGACAAAAACGUGUAAAAUAUUCCUAUUACUUUUCCAUUUUUGCAAUUUCUAUAAAUUAAUUAGUUUGAUAUUUGUCUAUUUUCUCCAAAGUAUUGGAUUUUCCUGGUCAUGGAAACAGGCUUCAGAACAACACAGUGCUGCACUGCCCUCUAGUGGUUCAUGGUGUCAUUACAAACGUGGACAAAGUUUCUUGAAUGAAGCUCUAACCCCUUUUUUUCAGAGCUAAACUGGUGCUACUCCACACAGGCUGACUGAGUAUACAUUUGUUUUUUUUACAAUAUGUUUGCAGUAAAUUUAAACUGUAAAAUUGUACCAUCAAAUAUCUAUCUUGGUCUUCAUGUGACUGUUAAUUAGAACUUAGAAAAAACAGGGAAUAUUCUUUUAAUGAAUCUUUCUUAAAUCUUUAUGUAACAAUGAAAGUAUCAGGUCAACUCCAGUUAUCUUAUAUGAGAAAAAAAAUUAAAUGAUUUAAAGUCCCAUUAAAAUUUUUUAAGUAAGAGCAGUCUACUUGCACUUUAUUUGAAAGAAAAAGAUCCCUAUUCUUGGUUCUUCUUACAUCUUUGUGAUUGCUAUCAAGCAUGGAUUCUUUAAGGGAACAAAAAAGUCCAGAUAUGAAAAACAUUCCACACUUUCUGCUCCCUCUAACCUGUUUUGGUUGUACCAUUAAGGGUAAUUUUGUUUGUGGUAAAUGUGACUCAAACCCAGAAAUCUGGGACAGAUUUACUACUAUCUUAUUGCACUUAAUGCAAACUUCAUCUUGGGGUUCAGAAGUGGCUGUCAGUAUUUAUUUAUAAGGUGCGAAAAUGAAAAAAUAAAUAAUGAAUAGGGCUUAUUUAACUGAUCUGUACAAACUGACUUCCUAAAUGUUGUUUCUAAUGAUUCACUGCCUAUUUUGUUUUCCUGCAUAAAAAGCAAACAAAGUCCAAGAACUUUAGUUUAGAUCUUGCUGGACACUUCUUGUUAAGUAUAGAUGCAUUAUUGAAACAUGACUGCCAAGCCAUGCUGCUUUUACAUUUACAGUACAAUGGUCUAGUUUUCAAUUAUUGGAGACUUCAUUGGAGGUUGCUAUGCAUUUUCCCUAAGAGCAAGAAAAAGACCUUGUUACCAAAUAGGCAAAUUACAGGGAGAGCUGGUCAUAACGUAAAAGAUUCUUUUUGUUGUAUGCUAUAGACUUCAAUUUACACAUCCCAAUGUUUAUAAACUUUUUUUACAAAAAAAAAUGAAUGGAAUUUAUAAAUCAAAUCUGUUCACAGUCUGCAUGUGAACUACUUUACGUUACAGUUAGUAAGUCUGUGGCUUUUGCUCAUCAGCAGCUCAGCUUGUUUGCAUUCCAGUCCCAUUAAAUUCAUUGCUCUGGGUAAAACCUAUUUUGGUCAGUGCUGAAAUGAGUUGGCUUAGUCUCUGUUUGUUGAUUAAAUACAGUUUUAAAAUCUUGCCAUUCACAACUGAACACUCCCAUUGGUGCUAUUUUUGAUUUGCAUCCACUUGCUAAUGUGCCCAGUGUAGUAAAUCUGCCCCUAAAGUGCAGUAUGUGGAAUAAAGCUCUAAAAUAUCUUCCAAGACA
Messenger RNA from Oryzias latipes (Japanese medaka), 10110 nucleotides. Its product is annotated as microtubule-associated serine/threonine-protein kinase 1. Gene Ontology annotation, molecular function: protein binding; protein serine/threonine kinase activity; ATP binding. Lineage: Eukaryota; Metazoa; Chordata; Actinopteri; Beloniformes; Adrianichthyidae. The record is from RefSeq and is a predicted model, not a curated record. Gene Ontology annotation, biological process: peptidyl-serine phosphorylation; cytoskeleton organization; intracellular signal transduction.